UUUACCUACGACUAAUAUCUCGGAGACAGUGACCACACAAAUACAAUGGUGACUUAAUAGUGAAGAUAGAUUAUGUCAACAAAAUAGCAUUGCAAGUCCAGCAAGAAAUAUGAAUGAGGCUGAGAAGUUUGCGAUCAGCCGACUGCUGAAGGAUUUGGAGCGAGCCUUGCCUCUCACACAGUCAUUCCUCAGACAUUUUAUCGACAAAAACAUACUGAAGCUGGACGAUAAGAAUAACAUCGUGAAACAAAACAAGCAGUAUGACCAGGUCCGGAAAUUCCUGACAUACAUUCAAAAGGUCCCUGGGGCUUUCCUGGUCCUAGUGGAGAACUUGAAAAAGGAUAGAAACUGUCGUUACAUUGCUUGCCAGCUCGUCGACAUCAAGAAAAAACGUGAACGUCACUUGUCAGACCAAAGACAAAAGAAGCAGGAGAGACAACACAUGAAAGCUCAGGACAUGUUGUCACAUCAAAUCAGCAGUCGCUUAGCAAUGGUUGUCAACGGCACCAAAAUUCCAGGCAUUGAAGUUCUUCCAUUUGCUAAUCAAGUAAACGAACAUGGAAAAUUGAUAGACAAAUUAGAAUCUAUGAAAAAAGAUCUUGAUUAUCAAGAAGGACCAAGUGAACAUCUCUCACUUCCACAGUUAUUUGAGAGAAAAUCACGUCGACUUGAGAAACGUGCCAAUGAGGAAGUACAGCGUGCAGCAAAAGCUCAAAAAGAGGCUAAGGAAUACAAGACUAAAUGUGAAGAAUUGAAACAGGAAAAUGAUAGACAAAAGGUUGAACUAGCUAAGGAGAAGGAGAACAUGAAACUGUGGCAAAAUAGAAGUCGUGAGGAGGCCAAGGCAGAAAGUGAUGCAAGAAUUCAGAAAAUCAAGGAAGAAAAUACAAAAAGGCAUAAAAAGGAAAAAGAACAAUGGGAAGAGAUGAGAUGUAAAGAAAAAAUGAAAACAAACAUAGAACUUCACGAAUUGAAAAAGAAAUAUGAAAAUCUGAAGAAGUCCUGUUUGUGUCGGGUCCCAAAGCGUGACUUCGGAGCUCAAAUAUCAGUUGGUUGUGAGGAUGACUCACAAACAAGUGACUACGUCUACCACCACCCUUACGAUCAUGACCACGACCACUUCUCCCUCCAGGGAUCCUGUAACCUGGACCAAAUGCCUAUCCGGAGUGACAUGGACACAGAUGGGUUAGGUUUCAGCCAACCUCAGUCCCACAGUCAGCAGGACUAUGCUGUAAACAGACCAUGCUCCAAAGAAAGUUCAUCUGACUCCUCAAAUCAAUCAAUAGCCUCUGAUAUUAACCUUCAGGGCAAAGGUACCGGUGAACAGACAUUAAAUUAUUUCAUUGUGAAAAAUGUCAAUAAUUUAAAUGUUAUCCAAGGAUAA
Mizuhopecten yessoensis (Yesso scallop) is the source of this 1384-nucleotide messenger RNA. RefSeq names its product calponin homology domain-containing protein DDB_G0272472-like. The record is from RefSeq and is a predicted model, not a curated record. Gene Ontology annotation, biological process: regulation of apoptotic process. NCBI's taxonomy places the organism in Eukaryota, Metazoa, Mollusca, Bivalvia, Pectinida, Pectinidae. Bases 110 to 1384 code for a protein of 424 amino acids. The transcript has 3 exons.